This is a messenger RNA of Oncorhynchus keta (chum salmon), 4642 nucleotides long. RefSeq names its product zinc finger protein 572-like. Gene Ontology annotation, molecular function: RNA polymerase II cis-regulatory region sequence-specific DNA binding; DNA-binding transcription repressor activity, RNA polymerase II-specific. The transcript has 2 exons. The record is from RefSeq and is a predicted model, not a curated record. Gene Ontology annotation, biological process: negative regulation of transcription by RNA polymerase II. Lineage: Eukaryota; Metazoa; Chordata; Actinopteri; Salmoniformes; Salmonidae. Bases 1829 to 3010 code for a protein of 393 amino acids.
UUCUAACACACAGCUCAUUACUAUAUGCUAAACAAGUUAACACCUUGUGGAUUUUCAUACAGUAGAUGUAACUUUGAGACCAAUGCACAUUUGAAUCUAAUCUUAUGGACCUUAGUUUCCACAUUCCCACCUGCUCUAUUUGUACCUGGGUUUAGCAUUUGUGCACCUUGUUGUAAAAAGCUUCCUGAGGACCAUGUGUAAACCAGGCCAGGUGGGUCAUCAGAAUAUAGUGAAAUCGUCAAAUAAUUAAAAUGGGUGCAAACUGUACAAUGCUGGGUCUCGUUUCAUCUUUUACUGUUCUCCACAGGUCAUGCACCAGUUGAACAUUCGCCAUGACAACCAAAAUGAAGACUGCGCAAGAGCUUGAAAGCGUCAAUUCAUGUCUUCUAUUGGGGAAUCUCCGAUACACAUUUUUUGCUGUUGAAACCAUCAGAAAGUACAGUAAAAGGAAGUUGAGCUAAAUCCAAAAUACAAUGAGGAAGGAAAUGGAUCGCCUGUCACUGUUUGACAUGAGGCAGGAAAGUGGCAUUGAAAUUAUUUGCCCAGUUGAAGCAAAAAUGUGCAUAUUGCAAAAGGAAAAUAGAAAUUAUUUCGGCACUAACUCUGGACCAUCCAAAAGAUAAUACAAGAGUUUGGCAAAUGAAAGGCUAUGGCCCCAAAAGCCAAAAAAAAUGACAGAUGCAUAGGAUUUUACCUGUCCCAAAGUCACAGGACUCAAAGGAAACAAUGGAAAAUUGGUACAUAAGCGAUGACAGUUGGAAAAGAUGUCUUUAUUUGAAGGGCAAAUUAGUCUAAAACUACUGUUGCGGAGCAACCUGAGAAAGGCAAACCUACAGUUUAAAGAUGCAUUCUCUGACAGUAAGGCAACCUUUUUUAAGGUGUGAAGAACCAAGGGAUUGUGUUGCUAAAGGGAUUGUGUUGCUAAAUUUCUCCCUGCAGUUGAGCAUGCUGGGAAAUCUGAUAAUGAUGAGUGUGGUUUUGGUGGGACUAUUUUACUCUCCGCAGAGUAACACUGACACAAUCACACUCAACACUGGGGUUAUGUUACACCACUGAGUGUUAAUUUAACACUUACAGUCUCAAUGUAACACCUGAAUCCACACUGAAAAAUCAACACUAGGUAACACUGGCCAAUUUGUUGUGCUCUGACGGUUUUGCACGAUUAUGAAACAUUGGAGACAUUGAAAUGUUUGGCAGUUAUCUAAUCACCAAUCCAUACAAUGUGUUACACAUCUAAAGUACUAUAAAGGCCAAACAGGUUGAAUUUAAAUAAGGCUCUUGUAGUUGAUAGCAUUAUCACUGAACCAUUUUUUAAAUACAUUUUUUCAAAUGCUCUUAAUCUAUUGUUAGUGAUGUACUUUCAUUGUUUUGUUUUAUUGUUUAUGUUUCUCAACGAAUCAAGGAGGAUGUGUUUUGUCAGUGUAACUCAAUUUCAACAGGUUCCACCUCUGAUAAGCCAAACCUUUGCCACGCUCCACUCCAGCAGGUGGAGAUAGAGAAAUGUAUUUACUCGUUUACGACAAGAGCGCAAAUGAUUUAUUGUCACCGGAUGUCUUUGUCGCUGAUUCUGCACAUGAUGAAAACGACGGUUUCCCACUAGAUAUUUCAGCCACAAAGGCAUCAUUGGCUACAAAAUGUUAUUUUUGGUAAUCAUUUAAGAGAAGGCUUACACGUAAAAUAAGUUUUUAAUGACAUAAAUUGUAGAAAUAGCGGAGUUUAGCAACAAUUAUGACUUUGUGACUGUGUUAACCAUUCAUCAGCGGUGUUACAUUAGUGACGAAAACAACCCAGACGUUAGCUAGCAACUCGCGUUAUCUAACAAGUAAAAAUGUCUAACAUACAGUUGUUGAGGGUUUUUCUCAACGAGAGAUUAACAUAUGCUGCCGAGGAGAUAUUCGGGGUCGUUGAAAAAACUAUAGUAGAGUAUCAGGAGGAAGUUGUCCGUCUACAAAGGCUGCUCGACAUAGUUCUUAACCCUGAGAUAAAGCUACGCAGGGCAGGUGUGUUACUCGACCUCUCUGUCUCUGAAGUGGAGGUCCCCCCUGAUCUGCAAGAGUGGAACACCAGUCUGAGGCAGGAGGACCCACAGCCCACACAUAUCAAAGAGGAACCGAAUGAAAUCGGGACCAGUCGGGACGAAGAGCAGCUUCAAGGGCUUGAGGCAGAUACCAUAGACUCCACUUUCACUCCAGCCUAUGUGAAAAGUGACUGUGAUGAGUACCCAACUCACCCCUCACAUCUCUAUCAAACCCAAAAGGAAGAAAACGGAGAGAGAGACACUCUACCCAGUACUACAUCUGAACUGAUCGAAACACAACUUGACCGAGAGAACUAUGUAGAAUCAGAACCAACCAGUGUCUCUCAGACAUUCUCUGAAGCAAAUCCAGACUGUUUUGCAGCUCAGAGUGAAAACAGUAAAAGUGUCAGUGGCAUGGAGAAGGGAGGACCUGCGAGAGGUUUUAAGCCCGUCAAAUCAAAGAGAAAAAAUAUGGUAAAAGGGCAAAACUCCUGUAUCACUACUAUGGGCAGCACAUCCACACAGUUGUCCCAUCUGAAAUCACACAGGCAAAGUUUUGCUUCUCCCUGUUGUUGCAAGGUGUGUGGCAAGUUUUUUAAUUACAUGAGUACAUUAAUUAGACAUGUUAAAACCCAUACGGGGGAUAAAGAUCAUCAAUGUGGUGUCUGUGGGAAAAGUAUGGAGUCCUCAGAAAGUAAGAAAGAUCAUCUCCAAACUCACAUUGCAGCUAAUGUUUCUUGCCAUGUUUGUAGUAAAUAUUUUUCCUGUAACAGUAAACUGACAGAGCACAUGAGGAUCCACACAGGGGAGAAACCAUAUCGCUGCUGUGAUUGUGGCCAAGGAUUCAGCACAAGCGGUGGUCUGAAAAGACACACGCGGAGACACUCGGGAGAACAACUGUAUCGCCCUGAUUGUGGCAAAGGAUUCGGCACCAGCGGUGAUCUGAAAAAACACACUAGAAUUUACACAGGAUUAUCCAUAUCGCUACCCUGAUUGUGGCAAAGGAUUCCAAUAGGUUUUAGCUCCAGCAAAUACCUUCUCAGGACACACGCUGUGAGACAUAUGAGCUGAGACAGGAUGUCGAAUCCUGACAGAGAGCUAGCUAACAUUACUAGCUAAAGCUAGCUAGCGAGUGUAGCCACCUAGUGUAGCCAAUUUAUACUCCGCAAAUUCUACCAACUUUUACCACUACGAUACUAACACACUUAACAUGACGCCCUGGACCAGAGCUACUGACAUGUAGCCAGCUAGCUAACGUUAGCCACACAUUUGUAACCUAUAUUAAUUAAAUUCAUAUCACACGAAUUGGAGGGACCGAUACAAAUUCAUACAUAGAAAUGUAACGUCAUACAAAACGGAGGGACACAAGAAAACGUUUACUAUGUUACGGCUGGAGUUCAGACUGCAUACCAUGAGAUGCAAAAAUACCAUCUCAGACAGGCAGCUUCAGACCGCAUAAUCUGCAGCUGGAUGCUUCUCAAGGAUUCAGCAUUGCUGGUAAUCUGUCAAUGCACAUGAAGGUUCACACAGGAGAGAAAAUACAAAAGUAUUCAGUACUGGCAUCAAUCUGAAAGUGGACAUGAGGACUCACAGAAGCACUGUAUAGGUGCAAUGAUUGCAGAGUUUUUAAAAUGUUUAUUAUGGAACUCCUACAAAGUUACAUUAACAAUGGUCACAAGAUGGAGGAAACAUGAUAAUGUGGUGUUUGGGGAAAGUCCUCAGACAGAACAUUUAGAGGUGCAUUCUAACAGACAGAGAGACACUCUACCCAGGACUACAACUGAAAUGAUCAAAACACAACCUGACGGAGAGGACUAUAGAGAAUCUGAACCAACCAGUGUCUCUCAGCCAUUCUCUGAAGCAAAUCUAGACUAUUUUGCAGCUCAGAGUGAAAUCAGUGAAAGUGUCAGUGGCAUGGAGAAUGCAAUAGGUAGAUGCUCCCCAGGACAAUACUCUUGGAUGAAUAAUAUAUGACUGAAUUACCAGUGGUGUAAAAUAACUAAGUUAAAUGACUUCAAAUGACUAUUUAAGGAGUUUCUGGGGGUAUCUUUACUUUACUACUUAUAUUUUUAAAACUUUUACUCCACUACAAUCCUUUAAAAAAUUAUGUGUUUAUUAUGCCAUACAUUUUCCCUGACACCCAACAGACUGGACUCACUAAACAGAGAACAUCCUUGGUCAUCUCUACUGCCUCUGAUCUGGUGGACUCACUAAACAGAGAACAUCCUUGGUCAUCUCUACUGCCUCUGAUCUGGUGGACUCACUAAACAGAGAACAUCCUUGGUCAUCUCUACUGCCUCUGAUCUGGUGGACUCACUAAACAGAGAACAUCCUUGGUCAUCUCUACUGCCUCUGAUCUGGUGGACUCACUAAACAGAGAACAUCCUUGGUCAUCUCUACUGCCUCUGAUCUGGUGGACUCACUAAACAGAGAACAUCCUUGGUCAUCUCUACUGCCUCUGAUCUGGUGGACUCACUAAACAGAGAACAUCCUUGGUCAUCUCUACUGCCUCUGAUCUGGUGGACUCACUAAACACAAAUUAUUUGUUUUUAAAUUGUCUGUUUGUUGCAGUGUCAGUGUUGGAGUGUGCCCCUGGCUAACCGCAAAUAAAAAUAUACAAUGGUG